Lobosporangium transversale is the source of this 1158-nucleotide messenger RNA. RefSeq lists its product as hypothetical. The coding region runs from base 1 to 1158 and encodes 385 amino acids. The transcript is spliced from 2 exons. Lineage: Eukaryota; Fungi; Mortierellomycota; Mortierellomycetes; Mortierellales; Mortierellaceae. Gene Ontology annotation, cellular component: plasma membrane. The record is from RefSeq and is a predicted model, not a curated record.
AUGGUCACUUUCAACCGGCCUCUCGCCAACAGAAUGAUGGGCUCUCUUCAUAUAUUCCUUACGUAUAUGCUGCCUCUCCUCGUUCUCGCUCAACAACAACAACCUCCACCAACGCAACCUGAUGGCAAUGGUCAAUCUUCCGACUUGACAUGGCAAAAGAUCGUCGCAGGCUUUGUCCUCCUGUUGGUCGGCAUCAUCCUCAGCUUCCGAGGCUAUCGUUAUUAUCGCACCAGCAUGUUCCUCGCUGGCUUCAUUGCUGGUUGUGUGAUCGUCUAUUCGAUCUUUAAGAGUUUCGAGCCCGACAGCGGUUGGAAACACCGUCAGAUCAUCUAUGUCUUUGGCUGUAUCGGUGGCGGUCUCCUCAUCGGCUCUAUCUGUUGGCUCUUUUAUCAUUACGCAGCCUGGAUGUUGGGCGCUGUCGCCGGUUUGGCCGUUGCGCUUUAUAUUCUCGGUUGGCGUAACGGGGGUCUAAUUCGUUCCAAGGGUGGUCGAGUCGGUCUUCUCGCCGGAGCUUCGGCCCUGGGUCUCAUCUUUGGUUUAUUACUCGGUCGUAAAAUCCUGAUCCCCGCUAGUGCAAUCGUCGGUGCCUAUGUGGCCAUCCUCGGUGUCGACCUCUUUGCUCACACAGGCUUUGUAGACUCUGUCAGACGAUUCUUCUCAUCCGAUUCAAGAAUCGAUUACAAUCUCACUACAAACCUGUACAUCAUGCUCGGUGUCGUCGGUGGACUGAUGCUGCUCGGUUUCUUGUUCCAGGUCUUUUCUUGGCGACGUCAGCGAAAAUUAAUGAAAGAGCAAGGUCGUGAUACUUAUGAGUAUGAAAAGGAUUGGACCCCGUUCGGGCAGCGCAAGCCUCGUGCUAUCCGUCCCGAUUCUACUUAUCCCGAUGGAAGACAGUCUGAAUACAAUGAUCGCUACAGCGGCUACAACAGCUAUAAUAACUAUAAUAACUAUAACAACCCAGCGAAUGCUCCUGUCGCUUCCACUUCCGCCGGCACUGCCCUACGUGAUAAUCAGCAGGAGCACUAUAAUGAAAAGAGCUCCUGGAAUCCUUUAAAGAAAAACAAAGAGACCAACACAACCACUACAGUACAAAAUGACUAUCCCGACAAUCGCGUCAGCUACAAUAGUCAGUCUGCUUUGAAUCAGCCGCAGCAGUAG